Molecule: messenger RNA, 696 nt
Organism: Vicia faba (fava bean)
Lineage: Eukaryota; Viridiplantae; Streptophyta; Magnoliopsida; Fabales; Fabaceae
Source: the annotation of a GenBank genome assembly
AAAAUUCAAGAAGAAGAUCAAAACGACAAAAUUGAAAUAUCCGAGUCACUGCAAUUCAACUUCAACACCAUAUGUAAUGCUACAAAUGACUUCUUUGUUUCUAAUAAACUUGGAGAAGGAGGAUUCGGGGUUGUUUACAAGGGACAACUUUCCAAUGGACAAGAGAUUGCUGUGAAAAGGUUAUCAAAAGAUUCUGGACAAGGUGAUUCGGAGUUUAAAAAUGAGGUGCUUUUAGUGGCUAGACUUCAACACCGUAAUUUAGUUAGACUACUCGGCUUCUGUCUAGAAGGAAUUGAGAGAUUACUUGUAUAUGAGUUUGUUCAUAACAAAAGUCUCGAUUACUUCAUUUUUGAUCAAGCUAAGAGAAGACAAUUGUAUUGGGAAAUGCGUUACAAAAUUAUUUUAGACGAAGAGAUGAACCCUAAGAUAGCUGAUUUUGGCAUGGCGAGACUUUUUGGUGCAGACCAAACUCAAGAAAACACAAGAAGAAUUGUGGGAACCUAUGGAUAUAUGGCACCUGAAUAUGCAAUGCAUGGAGAAUUUUCAGUGAAGUCAGAUGUCUUCAGUUUUGGUAUAUUAAUUCUUGAAAUUGUAAGUGGUAUGAAAAAUAGCGGUGUUCGAGAUGGGGAAAGUAUAGAGUAUCUCUCUAGCUUGCAUGGAGAAAUUGGAGGGACGGAACGCCAACAAAUACUAUAG